AUGACUCAAGAUAAUAAUUCAAGUUCCAAUCGUAAUCCUAUCGAUCUAAACUCUUUAUCUAAUUAUUUACAAUCUAAUCUCACUGAAAUCAAUCUACCUAUUUCAAUUCAUCAAUUCGAUUAUGGUCAAAGUAAUCCAACUUAUUAUAUUAUAGAUCAAUCUAAGAAAAAGUAUGUUUUGCGAAAAAAACCACCCGGUGAAUUAUUAUCACAAACAGCUCAUGCGAUCGAACGAGAAUACAAGAUAUUAUCAGUUUUACCACAACCAUUUCCAUCACCUAAAGUAUAUUCAUUAUGUUUAGAUUCAUCAAUCAUUGGAACACCAUUUUAUUUAAUGGAAUUUAUUGAAGGACGAAUCUUUCAUCAAGUUGAUUUACCCGGUAUUCAAAACCCAAUCGAACGAAAAAAAAUCUUUCUUUCAGGUAUUGAAACUUUGGCUAAAUUACAUUCGAUUGAUUUUUAUCAGAUUGGAUUGGAAAAGUUUGGAUCAAUGGAAAAUUUUUAUCCUAGACAAAUUAAAUCUUUGAGUAAGAUUAGUCAACUUCAGUCUAAGGUUAUCAAUCAAAAAACUGGUCAAUAUGUGGGUGAGAUUGAUCGGAUUGAGCUUUUGUUGGAUUGGUAUCAAGUUAAAAAACCUAAACAUCAGAUUACUAUUGUACAUGGUGAUUUUAAAUUAGAUAAUUUAGUUUUUCAUCCCACUGAACCUAGAGUAAUAUCUAUUUUAGAUUGGGAACUUUCAACUCUUGGACAUCCUUAUUCAGAUUUAGCUAAUUUUAUUCAACCUUGGUAUAUGCCUGCUUCAUAUGGUCAAUCUCAUAUUGCUAUUGGAUUUCGUGAUUUACCAUUUGAAGAAUUACCGAUUCCAUUAACUGCAGAAGAUUUGGUUAAAGAGUAUUGUAAAUCGAUGAAAGUUGAAUAUCCAUUACCGAAUUGGGAUGCAGCAGUUUCAUUUUCAUUCUUUAGACUUGCAGUGAUCUUACAAGGAAUUGCAGCUAGAUCGGCAAAAGGUCAAGCUAGUUCUGCUCAAGCUGAAAAUCAUGCAAAUAUGUUUCAAACCAUUGCUACUUGGGCUGUUCAAACGAUUGAAAGAUCUGAAUUGAAGAAUAGUAAACUUUAA
Melampsora larici-populina 98AG31 is the source of this 1116-nucleotide messenger RNA. RefSeq lists its product as uncharacterized. NCBI's taxonomy places the organism in Eukaryota, Fungi, Basidiomycota, Pucciniomycetes, Pucciniales, Melampsoraceae. The transcript has 7 exons. The record is from RefSeq and is a predicted model, not a curated record. Bases 1 to 1116 code for a protein of 371 amino acids.